UCUGUCACCACGGCGCCAACUACAGCAAAAGCUAAUUCCUCCAACAGCGAGGGAGAUUACCAGCUUGUUCAGCAUGAGGUUUUAUACUCAACUACUAACCAAUAUGAAGUAUUGGAAUUCCUUGGCAGGGGUACCUUUGGUCAGGUGGUUAAGUGCUGGAAGAAAGGGACCAAUGAGAUUGUGGCUAUUAAGAUCUUAAAAAAUCACCCAUCAUAUGCACGGCAAGGUCAAAUUGAAGUCAGUAUUCUUCACAGAUUAAGUCAAGAAAAUGCUGACGAGUUCAACUUUGUACGUGUAUAUGAGUGCUUCAACCACAAGAACCAUACCUGCCUUGUAUUUGAAAUGCUGGAACAAAAUCUUUAUGAUUUCCUUAAGCAAAACAAGUUUAGCCCAUUACCAUUGAAAUAUAUCCGUCCCAUUUUACAACAAGUUUUAACAGCUCUUCUUAAGUUAAAACAACUUGGUCUCAUUCAUGCUGAUUUAAAGCCAGAAAAUAUCAUGUUAGUGGAACCUGGACGUCAUCCAUUUCGUGUCAAGGUUAUAGAUUUUGGAUCUGCCAGUCAUGUAUCGAAAGCUGUGUGUUCCACUUAUUUGCAGUCUCGGUAUUAUAGAGCCCCUGAAAUUAUUCUGGGAUUACCUUUUUGUGAAGCCAUAGAUAUGUGGUCACUUGGUUGUGUCAUAGCUGAAUUAUUUCUGGGUUGGCCUUUGUAUCCAGGAUCUUCAGAAUAUGACCAGAUUCGCUAUAUAAGCCAAACUCAAGGUUUACCUGCUGAACACAUGUUAAAUGCAGCAACUAAGACAACACGUUUCUUUUUUCGUGAGACUGACAGCAGUUAUCCCUUUUGGCGACUCAAAACACCCGAGGAACAUGAAGGUGAAACUAAUAUCAAAUCAAAAGAAGCCAGAAAAUAUAUUUUUAAUUGUUUGGAUGACAUGGCCCAGGUCAAUGUGCCCAAUGAUUUAGAAGGAGGAGAGCUAUUAGCUGAAAAAGCGGACAGACGAGAGUUUAUUGACUUGCUUAAACGGAUGCUGACGUUGGAUCAAGAUCGUCGCAUAACACCAGGAGAAGCCCUUAACCAUAGUUUUGUGACAUUGAAUCACCUCAUUGACUAUGCUCAUUGUAGCAAUGUGAAAUCAUCUGGGCAAAUGAUGGAAGUUUGCAGAAAAAAUCGUCACUCUUUUGAUAAUAAUGGGAAUCAAGUAUCUAUUGUAAGCAAUUUAUCUUCAACAUCAAAUGUUGCUUUAGCAUUUAAUAACCAACUUAAUAAUUUGCAGAAUCAGUAUCAAUUGCAGUCCACUAGUUUCUAUCAACCUACUCAUCAAGUAACUGCACCACCAAGGGUAAACAUAUCUCAGACUCAGGCUCAGCCACGAGUAGCAGCUGUAGCCACAAAUCAAUAUGCAGCUGCCGCUGCUGCAGCAGCAGCAGCCAGAGCUGACCCUUUUCAACAUGCUGCUCAGUCACUCUGUGUAUCAUCAAUUCUGUGCCCAUCUUAUCAAGGUUUAAAUUCUCCUGCAAAACAUGUUGUUCCUGUUGUUGCCCAAGCAGCACAACCACAAGCUCUUCAUAUUCAGCCAUCUCUUUUAACACAG
Molecule: messenger RNA, 1593 nt
Organism: Stegodyphus dumicola
Lineage: Eukaryota; Metazoa; Arthropoda; Arachnida; Araneae; Eresidae
Product: homeodomain-interacting protein kinase 2-like
Biological process (GO): peptidyl-threonine phosphorylation; peptidyl-serine phosphorylation
Cellular component (GO): nucleus; cytoplasm
Molecular function (GO): protein serine/threonine kinase activity; ATP binding; protein tyrosine kinase activity
Source: RefSeq, a predicted model, not a curated record